UAUUGUUGCUUUCACGAUAUUUAAAAUUUAGUAUAUUUCCGAUUUCAUCCAACGGAAAUUUCAUUUUACAAGUGUAUUUUUAUAUACACAAUACAGUAUCAAAAGUAAGGUUUUGAUAUUAUGCCAACGAUAUAUUUAAAAUACAAAUUAAUUUACAUUGUCUAAGGAAGAUGGGCCGGAAUAAGUGGAAAAGUGGAAAAGCAAAGUUAAAACGUCAUUCAUCACUGGAUGACUUAAGACCGUAUAGAUUGCCGAUCGAUCGUAAUCAAAUUCGUGAAGAACAUGUUAUCGAUUGCCCUCAAAAUGGGCAUGAAUACCUUUACAUGGCCAAGAAAAUUGAUAACAAUUUGCCUCCGGUAAUGACUGCAACAAACAAGGAAUUUCAACAAUUUGUUAACAAAUCCCAUAACAAUGCACGUGAUUAUAUUGUUCCAGCCUUAGAGCUUCCUGAAAUCAAAAAGAAAAAUUUACUGCCAACCAAAGCAGAAAUAAUGACUUACAUUGAACAAUAUGAAAACGCUAGACUAAAAUAUGAAGAAUGCCGAAAAGACUUAUGUGACAUCCCUAAACAUACACUGCCUCCAUCUUAUUCACCUACGAUUUGGUUCACUUAUUUGUUUGGAAAACAAAUGAACACUCUAGAUACAGUAAAUCCUGUACACAACAUAGAUAAAUGUAUAUUUUUUACUCAGGAACACUGUGCUUUUGUUAUAUCUAAUUUUGUUAAAUGGAUAUUGAAGAAAGUGAUAUUGCCUAGUGAUGUAACCUCUUGGACGUUUUCAUUGUUUGCAGUCAUGGACUGUGAUCCGUCUGAAACUUUAUUAUCGGACAUGCGAAUACUUACUCAAUUUUUCAUAAACGCUCGAUCUAUAAUUGAAGACCAUUUGGAUGUGUCGGUAUUAAGGUACAGUUGUUUGAUAAAUAUAGUCGCUGAAAAGUUCAAACAACACGAUCUUGGAGACAUUAUUAACUAUAAAGAACAUUAUUCUGGCAAUAGCAAAAGCCAAAAGACUACAUAAAACCAUAAAUAAACAUAUUUUAGAAUUGAGCUAUUGUUUAAUUUAAUUGGAUUUUAUUAUUAUUAUUUUAUAUUUAAAUUUAAAACUUUAUUAUUUUAAACUGAGGCAAUUUAAUGCUAAAGGUAUGCUCAAGAAUAUUAUGUAUUAAUGUUCCUGGGGAUUAAAGAUACCUCGUUAAUUAUUGUUUGUAAACACAUACAUUUGAGUUUUAAAAUAUUUAAAAUUCUUAUUUGAUGACAAAAUGUUGUCUGGAAUCAUAAUUAUUAUAUUACUCAUUACAAAUAAAUGCCCACUUAAAACAAUAUAUAUAAAAAAGAAAUAAACAGAAUAAAAAGAUAUUAUUUACA
Adelges cooleyi (spruce gall adelgid) is the source of this 1366-nucleotide messenger RNA. RefSeq lists its product as uncharacterized. Gene Ontology annotation, biological process: spliceosomal snRNP assembly. Bases 171 to 1019 code for a protein of 282 amino acids. The record is from RefSeq and is a predicted model, not a curated record. The transcript has 7 exons. Lineage: Eukaryota; Metazoa; Arthropoda; Insecta; Hemiptera; Adelgidae.